Patella vulgata (common limpet) is the source of this 1006-nucleotide messenger RNA. RefSeq names its product coadhesin. The record is from RefSeq and is a predicted model, not a curated record. The transcript has 6 exons. Gene Ontology annotation, cellular component: extracellular region. The coding region runs from base 32 to 961 and encodes 309 amino acids. Gene Ontology annotation, molecular function: chitin binding. NCBI's taxonomy places the organism in Eukaryota, Metazoa, Mollusca, Gastropoda, Patellidae.
GCAUUGGAGGCUUUCAACCAACUGUUAAACUAUGAAGUUGUCUAUCCACUUGGUUCUUGUGUGCUGUCUUGUGGUUGCUGUUAAGUUUGAUGAAACAUCAGCAUCAACAUGCAGCUAUUCCUGCUAUACACAACAGAAAUAUACAAUCACCUGUGGAUGGCUGAACUGGAGUCGAUGUUCUAAAUACAGAUCUGUACUUUCCACAUGUUAUAAAAUCUGUCCCGUUAAUGGUGGUUGGUCAGACUAUGUAGAGACGGGAAGAACAGCUUGCUCGGCUACUUGUGGACCUGGAAUUCAAGUUAGAACUUUGUCCAGAACCUGCACAAACCCCUCUCCCGCCCACGGCGGGUUAACUUGCCAAGGUGAUUCAACUACAACUGAGGAAGUUGACUGUAACACCCGGCCUUGUCCAGUAAAUGGUGGUUGGUCUGACUGGUCUGAAUGGGAAGAAUAUGACGAAUGUAGCGCCCUCUGUGGUACCGGCGAAAUGGACCAAUGGAGAUCAAGAACGUGUAAUAAUCCCGCCCCUGAUUUUGGAGGUGCUGAUUGUAGUGGCGUUAGUCUGGAGAACAGAACUAUCGACUGUAAUACUGAUGACUGUGGAGACCGAUGUCCACUAAAUGUUGUAAAAUAUCUAGAGCAUCCAAACAACAACAAAAGAUUUUACCAAUGUGAUAACGGAGUCGCCAAACUACAGAACUGUCCACCUACUACGAUCUGGAGUCAGGCCGACUUGAACUGUGUUUCGGAGAAUGUACCAAUUCCACCAGAACACGUACCCGCUCCACCAGACGAUGAGUGUAGCAACGGCAAGCAUCUCACACCUGACCCAACUGAUUGUACUAAGUUCUAUAAAUGUGAUUCCGGUCGACGAGUUGGAGAAGCUUUUCCUUGUGGGCCUAAUCUGGCCUUUAACCCGAAUGGCUACUGUGAUCACAAAUACAACGUGCCCAAUUGUUAAAGUCCGCGCGUGCUAUGUUUUGUGAAAUAUAAUUUUCUUAUAACC